GAAGAAAUCUUGAACCAUGGCUUUCAGUUCAAAAAUGGUCCCAAUCUUCAUCGUCUUUAUGGCAUUUCUAUGCACCAAAGCCUUUUCACAAUGUGAAGAUGAAACCAACAAUCCUUGUAACAACAAAUCUAAGGCCUUCUCAUUGAAGAUCAUCGGGAUCGCUGUGAUCCUUGUUACCAGUAUCAUUGGUGUAUGUCUGCCUCUUGUCACUCGAUCUAUCCCGGCUCUUAGCCCCGACCGUAGCCUUUUUGUCGUCGUUAAAGCUUUUGCUUCCGGCAUUAUCUUGGCUACUGGAUUUAUGCACGUCUUGCCCGAUUCUUUUGACAUGUUGAGGUCUAGUUGUUUGGCAGAUAACCCCUGGCAUAAGUUUCCGUUUACGGGCUUUGUCGCAAUGUUAUCCGCUAUCUUCACACUCAUGGUCGACUCCAUGGCCACAAGCACGUAUACCAAAAAGAACAAUGCGAUAUCGGCCGAAGACCACGAGAUGGCCGCGACAAGCUUCCAUGGACACCAUCAUACCCAAAAGGGCCCAAUAGGAUCGCAACUUCUUCGUUAUCGUGUCGUAGCCAUGGUGCUAGAACUUGGAAUAGUAGUUCAUUCAAUAGUGAUUGGACUUGGAGUUGGGGCCUCAAAUGAUGUCUGCACAAUUAAGCCAUUGGUGGCAGCUCUUUGUUUCCAUCAAAUGUUUGAAGGAAUGGGUCUUGGUGGUUGCAUUCUUCAGGCUGAGUACAAGACUCUAAAAAAAGCAGUAAUGGUUUUCUUCUUCUCGAUAACGACUCCAUUUGGGAUUGCGCUUGGGAUAGCAUUGUCAAAGACCUAUAAAGAGAAUAGCCCGAGUGCGCUGAUAACGGUUGGAUUACUCAAUGCUUCAUCGGCCGGACUACUUAUCUACAUGGCGUUGGUUGAUCUUCUAGCGGCUGAUUUCAUGGGUCCGAAGCUUCAGGGGAGCAUUAAGCUCCAAAUUAAAUCUUAUGCUGCCGUCUUACUUGGUGCAGGCGGGAUGUCUCUGAUGGCAAAAUGGGCUUAAAGCUCACCUAUCAUCUGAACUGAUUGAAUAUGUGUGAAUCUAUAUUUGUUUGACUGAUUGUAAAAUAGAAAUAAGUUGAUCACUUUGUAAGUGUUUUGAGAUGUGCAAUUUUACGGCAUUCUGAAUCAAUAAGAAAUCUGAAUAUUGUUGUUUG
Molecule: messenger RNA, 1181 nt
Organism: Cynara cardunculus var. scolymus (artichoke)
Lineage: Eukaryota; Viridiplantae; Streptophyta; Magnoliopsida; Asterales; Asteraceae
Product: probable zinc transporter 10
Exons: 3
Coding region: 17-1027 (336 amino acids)
Biological process (GO): zinc ion transmembrane transport
Cellular component (GO): plasma membrane
Molecular function (GO): zinc ion transmembrane transporter activity
Source: RefSeq, a predicted model, not a curated record